UAUUAUUUACCCUGCUAUAACUUUAUUUGAAACUUAAUAGUUGAGUAUUUUUUUUUUUUUUCUCUCGGAUUCUUGGAUGUAGACUUUUGUUUUGAUGCAAAGUACAUAAACCACUAUUUUCCUAAUCGCACGUGUGAAUGCCCUUAUUUUAAGUCACGGUUAAGAGAAAAUGGAUAUCAAGGUUGGUUAAAUAUGGUUAAGAUGUCAGUCAUCAUUCAUGAAAGUAGGCUCUCAUAUGAAUAAAAUAUAGAAGCAAUUAGUCCUGUGGGGAAAUUAUGCUUUGAUAUGCAUUAAACACCUCUUGUAUACACUAUGUUAUUAUAUAUGUCCGCUUAUUAUAUUAUGCAAGUACUAAACAUGCAAAUCACUACUGAUUACACUUGGGAUAUGCUGCCCACGUUCUGCCUUUGUCAUGUCUCCUAUAUAUAUAUAUAUAUAUAUAGUUCAGUCCCUGAAUUUACCUUCAGUCUCUACCCUUAAACAUCAUGGCUAGAAACAAUGCCGAAAAAGCAAUUGAAAUCUACGAUGAGUUCGACAUCUUUACAACUGCUGAACAUUUCCAUGAGUUAAAGUUCAUGGCCAUUGAAGAGCCUGAACUGCCAUUCAGAAAGGAGAGUCCCCAAAAGGAGAAGCAGAUUUUCGUUGAUCCAAUAUCCUUGCAAGGUUCAUCGAGGAGAGAAUCUAGCUUCAAUUUUAUGUUGCCACCUAUUCUCACUCCUCCAGAUGGACCGCCCAUAAAACCACCGAUUAUAAGCUGCAGUCUACCCAACUCAGCAUGCUCAUCCCCUCGAUUCGGCUUCGGUAUGUUGAAGAAGAAAUGGAAGAAUGAAAGCCAGGCAUCUCCUCGUCAAAUUGACCAUCUGGCAUAUAGACAUUCUUCUCAUCUUACUCAGGAAGAAGAAAUUGAUCAUUUGAGGAAGAGCAGGUCUUGUGUAGAAGGAAGGUCAUCUGCAAAAGCAGAUGAACUUGAUCUUUGGUUUAGGAAACCAAACGUUAUCGACUUCGAUGCCAUAAAUCAUAGAAACUUCUCAAAAACUGAAGCUAAUAAAGCUGAUCAUGAUGAAGGAUUUAAAUGUGGUGCACUAUGCAUGUACCUGCCUGGCUUUGGGAAGGGAAAACCAGUAAGGUCAAAGAAGGAACAGGUAGAAAUAGAGGCGGGAAACAUAAUAUCAAGAACUGUUUCUCUAGAAAAAUUUGAAUGCGGUUCAUGGGCAUCUUCAGCUAUCACAAAUGACCAUGAAGAUGGAGAUUCUAUGAAUCUUUACUUUGAUCUACCACUCGAACUGAUACGAACUAGUGCGAACGAUGCAACUUCACCAGUUUCUGCUGCAUUUAUCUUCCACAAGGAUCGGAAAGGGGUCCUCAAGAACAAUUCAUCUAGAGCAACACCCAGAAAGUCUCAUGAAUCUUCCCGCCAUGUUCGGUUUUCAACCUCAUCUCCCUCGUCUCACCCUGCAUCGCCAGCUUCUUGCAUUACGCCUCGCCUGCGAAAGGCGAGGGAGGACUUCAAUGCCUUCUUGGAAGCACAGAGUGCAUGAACUCAUUUUUUUUCCUUCAACUUCCGAGCUAGGAAGGAUCAUGUAUUUCUGUUUCUUGCAAUUUUGCACACGCAUAUAUACACACAUUAAUUUUCUGCCUAUGAUUCAA
Molecule: messenger RNA, 1647 nt
Organism: Jatropha curcas
Lineage: Eukaryota; Viridiplantae; Streptophyta; Magnoliopsida; Malpighiales; Euphorbiaceae
Biological process (GO): photosystem I assembly; response to photooxidative stress
Cellular component (GO): chloroplast thylakoid membrane
Source: RefSeq, a predicted model, not a curated record